AUGAAAUAAUAAACUCUUAAUCCAGAUCCUAGAAAGAAAUAAAUCUUGUUAGAUAUGAUUAAUAAAGGAGGUAUUUCUGAGUUGAAACCAGAAAAAACACUUUAAGCUUAAUUUGAAGCUUUGCAAUUAGAACUAUAAGAAAAAGAUUAAGUAAUACAUUAAAAAGGUAUAUGGCUCAUAUAUAUGUAGAUGAAUAAAUUGAUAAAUUGUGUGCUGUGAUAUUUUAAUAUUAAGAAGAAAUAACUUAAAAAAAUAGAGAAUUAGAAGAUUUGCAAUUAAAUAAGGCUCAAUUAGAAAUGGAAGUUCAAAAUUACAUUGAAAUGAAAGAACAUUGUGAUCAUGCAUUGAAAUAAUUACAUCAUGUUGAAAUGCAAAUGAGUGAAUUGUAAGAAUAAAAUUCAUAACUCAAGAAUCAAGGUAAAAUAAUGUUCUCUAUUUAUUUAGAACAGUAGCUUUUGAGCUAAAUUUAAGCAUUAUAAAAAAAUUCAGAUGUUCUUUUGAGGGAUGCUUUUGAAAGAGAGAAGAAAUAAUUACAUAAAAAAUUACUUGAGAAAACCAAGAUAAUUUAAGAAUUAAAUUGUUAAAUAUAGAAAUAAAAUGAAACAUAAUCUACCAUUCAUUAAUCAAUGAUGAAAAUGAAAGAAGAUUAAAGAAGACAAGAACAAACUAUUUAACAAUUAAGAGAAGAAAUUGAAAAUUUGAAAGGAGAUGGAGCAAUGUUUGCCAGUCCUUUAAAUUAGUUUACAAGUCCUUUAAAUUAGUUUACAAGUCCUUAAGGAUAAAGAUAAGCAAGCUUUAAUACGCAUAAAGAUUUCGAUACUCCUAUGAGAUAAUCAUCAUAUACAUAACAGAAACCAUAAUCAUCUAAUAGUCUUUGUAGUAAUUUUACUAGUUAAGAAAGUAAGAAAAAAAUGAUGGGAAGUUUUAAAAGAUUAACGACUAUGGCUGUAGGUAUGUAUAGUAAUCUACUUGAUUAUUAAUCAUUAUAGAAUGGCAGUAAAUUAGUAAUUUUCUAUAAUAUUAAUAGGCAUCUGAAUUAAGUUAAGCUAGAAUUGAUUUAACUUAAUAAGUUUCAAGAUCUUCCCUGUUGCAUUAGGAGUAUAAUGACAAUAAUUGA
Messenger RNA from Paramecium pentaurelia, 1117 nucleotides. The record is from the annotation of a GenBank genome assembly. NCBI's taxonomy places the organism in Eukaryota, Ciliophora, Oligohymenophorea, Peniculida, Parameciidae.